AAAGAAGAGAAGCCCCCUUCUCUAUCUAGCCCUUUGCUCAGCUCUCUCUCCUCCCUCGUGGCCGCCACCAUGUCAGGCCUCUACAACCAGGGUUUCUCCCCGGCAAGAACCCUAUCGCCCCAGAUUAGGAGCAACCCCGAGGCCGACAGGUGCACGCCCGCCCACCACGACGAUUGCUCUGCGCUCUCUUGCUGCCAGUACUUGGGUGAGCUUCUCGCGGAGCAUCAAAAGCUGGGGCCUUUCAUGCAGGUGCUGCCGAUAUGCAGCCGGCUGCUGAACCAAGAAAUCAUGAGGGUAUCAAGCAUGGUCAAUGACCAGGGAUUCAACGAUUUUGACAGGCGUCGUUACAGAAGUCCGAGUCCCAUGUCAUCACCAAUUAUGCGACCAAACCUACAUGGCAAUGGAUUUGGGCCUUGGAAUGGAAUGCAUCAAGAGAGGUUAGGCUUUCCUCCUCCUCCUGGAACAAGUAUGGACUGGCAAGGAGCACCACCAAGUCCUGGCUCUUACAUUGUCAAGAAGAUUGUACGCAUGGAGGUUCCAGUUGAUGCAUACCCUAAUUUCAAUUUCGUGGGACGGAUUCUAGGACCGAGGGGUAAUUCUCUUAAACGGGUUGAAGCAUCAACUGGUUGCCGUGUUUUUAUUAGAGGGAAAGGUUCUAUCAAAGAUGCUGAUAAGGAGGAGAAGCUGAAAGGAAAACCUGGCUAUGAGCACCUCAAUGAUCCACUGCAUAUCUUGAUUGAAGCUGAGUUGCCAGCUAAUAUCAUUGAUACAAGAUUGAGGCAGGCACAAGAAAUCAUGGAAGAACUGCUAAAGCCAGUGGAUGAGUCGCAAGAUUACUAUAAAAGGCAACAGCUGAGGGAACUGGCAAUGCUGAACUCUACUCUUAGAGAGGACAGUCCUCAUCCCGGAAGCGUCUCUCCUUUCAGUAACGGUGGCAUGAAACGCGCAAAACCGAGCCACUAGCGAAUAUGGUUUGAUCGAUCUCAACCCCUUCUGUCAAGUUCAAGGAGCCCUUUGCCUCCGAGUCCGAGCUCGAGCGGUUCGUGUGGGCUAUUGUGUAAGAGACAGUAUGCCUUUUACUGGAUGAUUUUAGUCUGGCACCAAAUGGAUUUCUCCUUUGGAUAAGGAGAUCAGUGGUUUAAAACUGUGUCAAAAUCUUUGCCUGGUCCAGAUGUGUUGUUGUAAGGUUCACAUUCAUUUUGUUCGUUAUCGACUUGUUAACCCUAGUAGCUUGUGAUGCUACGAUAGGUUGUUUUCCUUUUCAGGAGAGAUUAGAGAAGUCUGGUAAUGUAAUGUUCCAAUUUAGAGGUUCAGUUAGGAUUGUAUUAUAUCUGUCUGAACAUCAUGGAGUUGCAAAAUGCAGGUCAUGACCGUGGUAUGAUGAUAGUUUGAUGGGAAAAAACUUUCAAUUAACCAUCUGGAUACAGGGUGCUCUAUAUUUCAAUGUGGUC
This is a messenger RNA of Oryza brachyantha (malo sina), 1451 nucleotides long. Its product is annotated as KH domain-containing protein SPIN1-like. Bases 70 to 963 code for a protein of 297 amino acids. Gene Ontology annotation, molecular function: mRNA binding. The record is from RefSeq and is a predicted model, not a curated record. NCBI's taxonomy places the organism in Eukaryota, Viridiplantae, Streptophyta, Magnoliopsida, Poales, Poaceae. The transcript is spliced from 7 exons. Gene Ontology annotation, biological process: regulation of mRNA splicing, via spliceosome. Gene Ontology annotation, cellular component: nucleus.